AAUUCCGAAGGCAUAAGAGUCGGGAGUUUGCAAUUGGUAACGACAGAAUAAGGCCGGUGACAGUUGGGAUUUUUUCAUCUCUCCAGUGUUGGCUUUAUCUCUCAGUUAAACAGAUUUAUUGUAGGAAAGAUGACGCUUUUACCACCGACUGUGAAGCAACAGAAGGUGAUUGAUGAUGAAAUACCUCCAAAUCCAGAGAUGAGGAAGAGGGACAUCCAGGCCAUUCGGGAAUGGCUAUCCAAACAGCCGCAUUUGCCGAAUCACAUGGAUGAUGCGAGACUGGAGAAAUUCCUUUUCGGGUGUAAAAAUAGUAUCGAACGUUGCAAGAUGAUCUUAGAGCGUUAUUUCAGCGCUAGAUCAGCCCUGCCUGAAUUUUUUGCCAAUCGUGAUCCUCUGAGUCGUAACGUUCAAGAAUGCUGCGAUGCUGUGCAAUACUUUGUUCUGCCAUCGUUAACUGACGAAGGCCAUCGUGUCACUGUUUUACGAUUGAAAGACAGAUCAAUCGAUAGGUUCUCUAUCCAAGCGAUCACGCGUCGUAUUCUAAUGGUAAUGGAUGCACGUUUAAUCGAUGAGUCAUGUCUCUCCAACGUCAUGAUCUUGGAUCUUGAGGGCUGGACUGCUGCUCAUUUUGCUAAAUGCAGUCCGACGCAACCGAUUGUGAGGAAGGCGAUGCUUGCAGCUCAGGAUAGCAUGCCAUUGAGAUUGCACAGGGUUUAUUACCUCCAUGCCCCGGGGUUCAUUGGCAAAGUACUCAAUAUUUUUUAUCCACUGCUCAAGGAGAAGCUCAUACAAAAGUUCCGGAUACACACCGGGGGUGGUGAAGAACUCGCCGCAUACAUGAAUAAAGACAUUUUACCGAAUGAAUGGGGUGGCAAAGCCGGCACCAUGGACGAGCUCAAUGACGCCUGGAGGAUGAAAAUUGAGAAAAACAGGGACUGGCUCUUGAGGGAGGAAAAAGUAAGCAGGACAAAUGAGAAAGUCAGAUUGCCAACAUCAUCAUCAUCGCUCGCUGCUGACUUGGGGGGUAUUCAGGGAUCAUUUAGACAGUUGAAUAUUGAUUGAGGACAUGAUAAAAAUGCUAUCAAUCUCC
This is a messenger RNA of Fopius arisanus, 1090 nucleotides long. Its product is annotated as alpha-tocopherol transfer protein-like. Gene Ontology annotation, molecular function: phosphatidylinositol bisphosphate binding. The record is from RefSeq and is a predicted model, not a curated record. The coding region runs from base 130 to 1062 and encodes 310 amino acids. NCBI's taxonomy places the organism in Eukaryota, Metazoa, Arthropoda, Insecta, Hymenoptera, Braconidae. The transcript is spliced from 8 exons. Gene Ontology annotation, cellular component: membrane.